GGAUCUCCUGUCUCUCAACAAUCCGCACUCCAGGUUUCUCCUCUCGCUCCGCCAGCUCCGCCCCGCGGCUCCGGUUUCAGCCGCUGCUACAGGGACCCCCAAGAUGGAAACGCAGGGGCUGCCUGCCGCGGUGGAGGCGGCCCGGCCCGAGCCCGGCACCCAACAACAUGGCGGCAGUGCCGUCGUUGAUGAAGGACCUUCCUCCUCAGAGCCUGCCCGCCGACCACCUCAGCCGCGUGAUUCGGCGCCGGCGGGGGCCUGGGGCCUGGACGUGACAUUCCCGGUGCUGCUUCUGCUUGAGGGGAAGAAGCCUCUGGAGCCGCCGCCGCCUGCCGCUCAACACCCAUUGCCUCCACCAGGACCUUCCACAAGCAGCGCUUCCGCCUCCACCGCCCUCGCCCUGCCUCCGGGUGCCGCAGGCCCUGGGCAGCCGCAGGAGAGCGACUCUCUGCUGCUGGUGCUCAACUUGGUACGGGGCGGAGCUUCCGGAAGCCCCUCACGGGGCCCUUCUCAGGAGUUGUCGCCGCAGCAGCAGCGGGAGGAGAAAUCCAGCGGCGAAGGUGGAAGCGAGGCUCAGGCUUCAGGGCCUUUCCCUGAGGGGAGCGGGCAGCACGACGAUGAAGACGACGACGACGGCUCCCCAACCGGGGGUUCCUCCUUCUCGGGCACGCUCACCAUCAACAAUCAGAGCCUGCUGGUGCGCUUCGAAAACGGGCUCCUCAGCCUCGGUGGGCCCACAGCGCAAGCGCCGUCUCCGCAACAGCAGCAGGCGCCACCGCCUCUUUCCCCUCGUCCGCUGCGCUCCAGCCAUGCCGACGAGCCUCCGGCUCCAGCCUCCGGCGGCCCAUCUCGGACUCCAGUGUCAUAUCCUUGCCCUGAAUCCCGCUGCGCCGAAACCUUUUCCUGCAAACAACUGCUGCGGCUGCACCGGCUGUCGGCCCAUGGCGGCAGCCCAGCGGUUACGGCGCAGGAUGGAGGAGGAGGAGAAGCAGUUGUUGCGGCAGCAAGUGCAGAUUCAGGCCGGACGGCGCGUCCCUUCUGCUGCCCGGUUCCCGGCUGCACUUGGGCUUUUGCCACUGCCUACAAGCUGCGGCGCCACUUGCAUUCGCACGACAAACUGCGGCCCUUCGCUUGCUCCGCACCUGGCUGCACGAAGCGCUUUACCACCAUCUAUAAUCUGCGGGCCCACGGCCGGGCCCACGAGCAAGAGGCGACGCACAAGUGCGAGGCUUGCGGGCAGCGCUUCCCCAGCGCGGCCCGCCUUGCGGCUCAUCAGCGGCGGAGUCAUCUGGAGCCGGAUCGGCCUUAUCGCUGCGAGUAUCCAGGUUGCGAGAGGACCUUCAUAACAGUGAGUGCAUUAUUUUCGCAUAAUCGAAUUCACUUCAGGGAACAAGAGCUGUUCUCCUGCUCCUUCCCAGGCUGUAACAAACAGUAUGACAAAGCCUGCCGACUGAAAAUCCACAUGAGAAGUCACACAGGUGAAAGACCUUUCAUCUGUGACUUUGAAGGUUGUGGCUGGUCCUUCACUAGCAUGUCCAAGCUAUUAAGGCACAAAAGGAAACAUGAAGAUGACAGAAGAUUUACAUGUUCUGUCGAAGGCUGUGGAAAAUCCUUCACAAGAGCAGAACACUUGAAAGGCCAUAGUAUAACUCAUCUUGGCACAAAACCAUUUGAGUGUCCAGUAGAAGGUUGUUGUGCAAAGUUCUCAGCACGCAGUAGUCUGUACAUUCACUCCAAAAAACACCUUCAGGAUGUGGACUCGAAGACCCGUUGCCCUGUAUCCAGCUGUAAUAAAUUGUUCACUUCCAAGCAUAGUAUGAAAACACACAUGGUCAAGCAACACAACUUUAGUGCAGAUCUCUUAAAUCAGAUGGAAACUGUUGGUUCCCUCACACCCAGCAGUGAACUCGCCAGUUCAGGACAAAGUGACCUCAGCAGCGUAGACCUUGUGUCCCUUUUUUCCAGUGUUUCUGGGAAUGCUUCUGGAAUUUCAACAGAUAUGGCUCUGAUAAACUCUGGAAUUCUUACUAUAGAUGUUGCUUCCGUGGGCUCCACUCUUGGAGGCAAUCUUUCUGUUGGUAGCAAUUCUCUCGGUCAAGCGGUUGACCCACUGAUUUUAGUGGCUAGCAGUGACAUUCCACACAGCCUGGAUAGCUCUCUUCUGUUGGGAACCACUGCCACAGUUUUACAGCAAAGCACUUUAAAUUUGGAUGAUGUACAGACUGUAAAUGCAGAAGCCUUAGGCUCACUGGCGUCUUUGUCCACAAGGAGUUCCAGUCAAGAGUUGCAUGGUUUGACCUCCAGUAAUAACCUGUCAGUAGACGUAGCCACUUUAACCCCUUCCAGCAGCCUUGGUGGAAACAGUGCAUCUGAAUUAUUGGCUCCAAGUAAAGCAGAGCCAACUUUGCUUCCUAGCCUGGAUGUUGUGGGACAACAAGAAGGCAGUAAAGUGGUGACUCAGUUUGUGUUCUCCAACCCUCCAGGAAGUUACAGUGCACAGAAAGAAACUGAUUUGAGCACGGUGACUGGCAGCUCCUUUCUGGAGAGUGGUGGGUCUGCAAGAACAGAUUAUCGAGCCAUUCAGCUUGCCAAGAAAAGAAAGCAGAAAAGAAAUGGGAAUGACAUAGGAACCUCUAACUCUGGCAUAAGAAAAGGCAAAGAUGAUAAAGUUACUUCUUCUAACCAUGGGAAUCGGUUAUGCAAUAGUGUUUUGCCAAAUGGAAGUCUAACAGUAAGAGAUCCAUCAGCUGGCACACAGUUUGUUCAAAUUCAGCUACUUCAGGAUGAUUCUCCAGGAGAGGGAGAUCUUCCUUUUCAGCUCAGUUCUCAGUCCUCCUCUUCACAUUCUCAGCUGACAGUGGACUUGCCUGUUCAUAUCCUUCAGGAGCCACACAAUUCCGCUGAAGAGGAUGCCAGUUCUGAUAAUUCUCAGUUUACAGGAAGCACCAUUAACCUACAAGACCUCGAAUGAUUGUGUUGGAAGACAGAAACAUUCAAGUAGAGCAGCAUCUUGAGAAGCAGAAGUUUGUUCCUUCUUCUAAAGAAAAAAAUGAUCAUGCACACAUCAGUGCUACUUUGUGGCUUGCUUGAUGAUUAUCAUGCAAUGGAAAACUUGUUCAGUAAAUUUGACUUGAUAAGGCUUUGGA
Rhineura floridana is the source of this 3146-nucleotide messenger RNA. RefSeq names its product ZXD family zinc finger C (gene ZXDC). Gene Ontology annotation, biological process: regulation of transcription by RNA polymerase II. The transcript has 10 exons. The record is from RefSeq and is a predicted model, not a curated record. NCBI's taxonomy places the organism in Eukaryota, Metazoa, Chordata, Lepidosauria, Squamata, Rhineuridae. The coding region runs from base 104 to 2971 and encodes 955 amino acids. Gene Ontology annotation, cellular component: nucleus. Gene Ontology annotation, molecular function: transcription coregulator activity.